AUGUUACGAUGGUGUCUCCUAAUACUCUGCGUCUCUGCACAACAGCCGUCUCAACAGCCUGUCCAGCAACCACCAUCUGCCAGUAUCAAUAGUUCUAAUAUUCAACAAUCCAUCUACGACGUCAUCGUAGUGGGAGCAGGCCUAACGGGCCUAACAGCGGCUCGAAACAUUCAGCAAUCCAGGCCGGGCUUGUCGGUUUUAGUCCUAGAGGCUCGUGGACAAGUGGGUGGUAGAGUACGGUAUGCAACCAUGCAGACCAGGAAUGGAGUGGAAUUUUUGGACACUGGAUCCCAAUUUAUUUCUCCAACUGACACCGAAUUAUUGGCACUGAUCCAACAGUUGAAUGUUCUGACCAACCAACAAUUGACAUGUGGAAAUAAUACGGUAUUCCAGCAAACGAGAAGGAAGAGACAAUUAUCUUUCCAACAACAAUGGAGCACCACACUCUUCUCGGAUCUCAUCAAUUCUCCAGAGCUCAUUGGAAACCUCACAAAUACCUCUGUGGCUGCAAUGUCCCAACAAAUGGACACUACUGAUGCCGAUUCUGUGAAUCGAUUGAUGCAGACCUUCUUCGACGCUCCAGGAGAGCAAGUAUCAGAAGUUCAGCUAGCUUUAACGUGUUCCAGUCAAAAUGCGACAGCUGUUGAGAUUUUAAGAAGAUUCGGUCAUGGACAAAGUCUUUUAGCUCAAGGAGGAAUGAAUGAAGUUGUCAGGCGGUUGGCAGAUGGACUAUUGAUUGAGUAUACCGCCUUCCCAGCCGUUGUCCAAACGUCAACUGGACGCCGUUUCAGUGCCCGUCAGGUCAUUGUGGCUGUACCAAUUCCAACAUUGGAGAAUAUCGAUUUGGUACCAACUCCAGAAGCACCAUUUCAAAACUACGGACCAACUGGCCACGCCUACUACUUCACGAUGUCUUUCCAACGAGCCACGUGGCGUUUGAAUGGGCGGAGCGGAAAAGUGAUUUAUACAUCGCAAAGUGGUCCAUUGGUCUGGCUGACCACUUUUGACACGACAUUUGCAUCAAGUUGUGACAAUUCCACAUCCGCUUCAUCUUCUCUCUGGGGAAUUGCUCAUUUCUCUUAUGAUGUUCCGUUUGAGACAAGAAAGAAGUUGUACAUUCAAGCGAUUAUGUAUUCUUUGAGAUUCGCCGAUUUUUCGCCAUUGGAUUGCACUGAUGUCAAUUUCGCGACUGAUGAUUUGGCUAAAGGAUCAAUUCCAACGCUAAGAUUGAAUAUUCCAAUGGAAUCUUUAAAAUAUUUAAAUGAUUUCCAUACUUUGUACCAAAAUGUACACAUUGCAACAGCUGAUAUCUCAUCGAAUAGUCUUGGGACAAUGAACGGAGCAGUGCAUUCCGGCUCAGCUGUGAGCAAUUACGUCCUUCAAAUGCUGUCAGCUGCCGAUGCUCAAAGAAAUGAGCUGCUCAGAGAUACUCCUGUAGAAUCCACGACUCCAUAUGUCUACAGCACCUCUUCUCACUAUCCACCAGCCAUGUUUGCUGCUGAAAUUCCAGCACACGUUCAGAAUCAGACGAGAAUUCAGAAUUCUCCCCUGACGCCAUCAAAUUCCACGUCAUCUGGAACAUUCCGAUAUGAAACAAGUUCACAGUAUCCAAGUACAGUACAACCACCAACCACAACCACUAUGAAACAUUUUAGUUUUGGAAAUUUGGACAACUCUACAAAUAACGAAGAACCAGCGGCAGUUCUCUACGAUAGUCCACCGCAACAGGCUCAGCCAACUUUGAAUUACUCAACGACGUUUGCGUAUUCCACUUCCAGUGUAAUGCCGCCAGUCGUGCCGAUCGAAACGACAACGAUUCGACAUUUUAGUAAUGGAAAUUUGAACGAAACGAGUACAGCUCAAUCGCCAGCUGUCCAAAGAGACGACCCUUCAAUCCUAAUAAACCAGCAACAAAAUGGAUAUGUUUACUCAACAUCGACCCACUAUCCAAUUCAAUUAUCUUCGAAUAGGAACAUAAAUGCCCGUGCGACACCAUCUCCAGAAAUCGUUCAGCAACUUCAAGAAGUCUCUGAAAGUGCCACGAAUUUCACGUCACUCCAGCUGGCAUCCAGUUUGACACAACUCGUACAGUCUCUUCUGACGACGUUACGUCUUCAGUGA
Molecule: messenger RNA, 2121 nt
Organism: Caenorhabditis briggsae
Lineage: Eukaryota; Metazoa; Nematoda; Chromadorea; Rhabditida; Rhabditidae
Gene: Cbr-amx-2
Product: Protein CBR-AMX-2
Exons: 14
Coding region: 1-2121 (706 amino acids)
Molecular function (GO): oxidoreductase activity
Source: RefSeq, a predicted model, not a curated record